GGCAAUAACGUGAAAUAUGCCGAACAGAUAUGUGAAUGCAGAGAAAUAUGUUUUCACUAAGGUAUUCGUAGAUGUGACUUGAGUGAAACGCACGAGAGUAAACGAAAUUACCUAGUCUCUAUGCGCUUUAAACCGGUCGAGCUCCCCAAGCAAACGCAAUUCAAGCCGUAAACACCCGAUCUCCACACACAAACAACGCUCGUCCCAGAGGAUGGCCUGCCAAUCGCGAGGCUGCACACAACCCAUGGCUUCGCCACCCUCCAGUCCACUCGAGCAUCCGUUAAUGCUUGAUGACCUCACGGAGAACUUUCAGCGACUCUCGGUAAACCUGCCGCCGGACGGUUGGGACCUGGACGCGCCCACUGUCCGCGUUCAGCGACAGGCGAGCGGUGUCCUGGACUUACGCCCAAUCGAUGGGACUGCGAACGAACCGAACGAUGCAAGCCGAAGUGACGAUAACCUAGCGCGCGGUGGCCGAGAUGAAGAAGAUGGGUUGCUGGAAUCGGUGGAUCAGCGAGGCCUCAAUGGCGAAGGCAACGACGACCGGGGACAGCGAAAAAGUAUGCUCAGUUUUCUGAAGCGAUGCGUCUGUCACAGGCAUCGCCGGUCGCGCUCAAUCAGCUCCGUCGCUUCAUCAAUGUCCGCCUCCAUCUACGAGAGCUUCAAAACUAGCCUCAAGAGUAUGUGGCCCUUCAGCAAGCGAAAUUCAGACAACCGCAGAAGGCGAAAACGGCGCAAGAUAUCCGGAACCGAGCUGCUGCUUUGAGAAAGUAAGAAUCUUUUGUGUGGCUCCUAUAUAGGCCGCCGCAGCGAGUGUAGGAAGGUACUAAGAAUAUGAAGGGACACUAAUUCUUCUUCUUGGACGAAGAUUCCGUGGCGGCGUCAAGACCGUUUAGGAGGUC
This is a messenger RNA of Trematosphaeria pertusa, 902 nucleotides long. RefSeq lists its product as uncharacterized. Lineage: Eukaryota; Fungi; Ascomycota; Dothideomycetes; Pleosporales; Trematosphaeriaceae. Bases 245 to 766 code for a protein of 173 amino acids. The record is from RefSeq and is a predicted model, not a curated record. The transcript has a single exon.